AGAAUCCACUAAAGAUGCGCUCGCAGAUUGUUAUCUUCCUUGCCAUUGUGGCCUUUGUUUCGACUUCCUGGGCCGCUGAUCCUGCCACCGAUCCGGCUACUGAUCCUGCCACCGAUCCUGCCACGCCCUCUACCCCUACACCCACGACACCCACCUCCCCCACCACUCCCACUUCGCCGUCGGCAUCUGGAAGCAGCACCACCGCAGCCACCACCGUGACUGCAACCACCGUGGCUCCCACAACUGUGGCUCCCACCACCAAGGCACCAAGUAAGAAGACGGCCACGGUUGUCCACUACGAGAGGAAAACCAAAAGGCCAAAGAAGCGCCAAACGAUUCGUCACUCUCGCGAAGGUGAAAGGAAGAACCGAUCCCGUCGUGACUAA
This is a messenger RNA of Drosophila santomea, 386 nucleotides long. Its product is annotated as protein new-glue 1-like. The record is from RefSeq and is a predicted model, not a curated record. The coding region runs from base 15 to 386 and encodes 123 amino acids. Lineage: Eukaryota; Metazoa; Arthropoda; Insecta; Diptera; Drosophilidae. The transcript has a single exon.